AGCAACUCAAGCCGUGAACGAAACAAUAACUUAUGACAUCGUGAGCAACCAUACAAACCUCAAGCAAAAUAGUAAAUCACUAAAGUUCCUCUAUGCAAACAUACGGAGUAUCGUGAAGCCAGGAAAACUAGACGAGCUCAGAUGCAUCAUUAAUUCUACGCCACAUCAGAUACAUGUUAUAAUAUUAACAGAAACCUGGAUAAAAUCUGAAUCAGAAGCCCAGAGUAUACAGCUGCCGAAUUAUACCCACUAUUAUAAUUACCGGAGAGAUGUGUUGGGGGGUGGUGUUUCGAUCUUCGUACACAAUAACCUUAAUCAUAGUUGCAUUGAUGAACUUUGUGAGAAUGACAACCACUUCUUGUGGGUGCACAUAGGCAAAUUCUCCUUGGACAUAGGUGCUGUUUACAAACCUGAGAGGACCAACAAUCUUAACUUUCUUGAAUCCUAUUCGCGGCAGAUGCUUAAGCGAAGGAGGGCAUUAGUAUUUGGAGACUUUAACUACGAUUUACUUAAAAGAAGUAAACCCACCAGAGAUUACCGAGAAAUGUUAAAGGAGGAUGGUUUUAUUAUACUUAAUCAAAUUGAUCCCAAAUAUUGCACACGAGAGACAGCAACUUCAAAAACGAUCCUGGACCACGUUUGCUCAAACAUUAAAAAUAACACCUUUCACUUAACUAUUAUAGAGUCGGUAAUAUCAGACCACAAGCACAUUGCAUUGGAAGUGAACAGAUUUGAACCAGAGAGGACCAAGAGAGUUGAGUAUCAAGCCAUUAAUUAUAGCACACUAUUUGAUGAAUUAAAGUCCGUGAAAAUAGACGAGUGUAAUGGUGAAUAUGAGAAAUUAGAGGAAAAACUACUUGAAUCUGUGAGAAGAAGCAAAAUAAAUAAGACUAAGAUGAUAAACCCUCCAAAAAUGGACUGGAUCAACAAGGAUAUAAUUAAAGCUAUCAGUAAGAGAAAUGAGCUUGGAUAUGACUACAUCAGAGCACCAGAUGACGAAGCUGCAAAAGANAGCGCCAAAAAUAAGCCCAUAUCUGAUUUCGAGCCUCUCAGCAUAAAUAAUGAACGUUUGACCCAAGUGGAUUCUGAAAAAUACCUCGGACUCAUACUUGAUAGUCGAUUAACUUGGAAACCACAGAUCGAAAAAACCCGAGCAAAAUUAUCAAACCUAAUGUCUGUCCUGCGCGAGAAAUAA
Ostrinia furnacalis (Asian corn borer) is the source of this 1195-nucleotide messenger RNA. RefSeq lists its product as uncharacterized. Bases 458 to 1195 code for a protein of 245 amino acids. The transcript has 3 exons. Lineage: Eukaryota; Metazoa; Arthropoda; Insecta; Lepidoptera; Crambidae. The record is from RefSeq and is a predicted model, not a curated record.